Protomyces lactucae-debilis is the source of this 1466-nucleotide messenger RNA. RefSeq names its product AAA family ATPase Rvb1. Gene Ontology annotation, biological process: chromatin remodeling; box C/D snoRNP assembly; regulation of transcription by RNA polymerase II. The transcript has a single exon. The coding region runs from base 51 to 1418 and encodes 455 amino acids. Gene Ontology annotation, molecular function: ATP hydrolysis activity; DNA helicase activity; ATP binding. Gene Ontology annotation, cellular component: Ino80 complex; NuA4 histone acetyltransferase complex; Swr1 complex. Lineage: Eukaryota; Fungi; Ascomycota; Taphrinomycetes; Taphrinales; Protomycetaceae. The record is from RefSeq and is a predicted model, not a curated record.
CCUCCCUCAACCACACACACAGCUGAUACAGAAGUGCCAGACUCCUGCAAAUGGUGCAAAUCACAGAGGUCAGAGGCAAUGCCAGAGCCUCCCGCGUCGCCCUCCAUAGUCACAUCCGCGGCCUCGGCCUCAAUGAAGAAGGAAUCGCUGAAAAUGCCGCUGGAUUCGUCGGUCAAAAAGCAGCACGCGAAGCAUGUGGACUUGUCGUGGAUCUCGUCAAGUCGAAACGCAUGGCAGGUCGUGGUUUGCUGUUGACGGGUGGAUCGGGCACUGGCAAGACGGCGAUUGCACUUGCCAUUGCACAAGAAUUGGGACCUAAAGUGCCCUUCUGUCCGAUCGUUGGCUCAGAAGUCUACUCAACAGAGAUCAAAAAGACUGAAGUGCUCAUGGAGAACUUUCGUCGUGCCAUUGGACUGCGUGUACGGGAGACGAAGGAAAUUUACGAAGGCGAGGUCAUGGAGAUGAACGUCGAAGAGGCAGAAAAUCCUCUUGGUGGUUAUGGCAAGACUGUGGCUUCUGUCAUUGUAGGCCUCAAGACUUUCAAGGGUACGAAACAGCUCAAGCUCGAUCCUUCCAUCUACGAGAGCAUACAAAAGGAGAAUGUCAACAUUGGCGAUGUCAUUUACAUCGAGGCAAACACGGGCGCCGUGAAGCGUGUUGGCCGGUCUGAUGCGUAUGCUACUGAGUUUGACCUCGAAGCGGAGGAGUACGUGCCUGUUCCCAAGGGCGAAGUGCACAAGAAGAAGGAAGUCGUUCAAGACGUCACACUGCAUGACCUCGAUGUUGCGAAUGCCGCACCACAAGGCGGACAAGACAUCAUGAGUAUGAUGGGUCAGAUCAUGAAGCCAAAGAAGACGGAAAUUACAGACAAGCUGCGGCAAGAAAUCAACAAGAUUGUCAACAAGUACAUUGAACAAGGCAUUGCAGAACUCAUUCCUGGAGUCUUGUUUAUUGAUGAGGUGCACAUGCUCGACAUUGAAUGCUUCACAUACCUCAACAAGGCCCUCGAGUCAAGCAUCUCGCCAAUUGUCAUCUUUGCCUCUAACCGCGGCAUGUGCACCGUCAAGGGCACCGACGACAUCCAGAGCCCACACGGCGUUCCUGUCGAUCUACUCGACAGAUUGCUGAUUGUCCGGACCAUGCCAUACAACGCAGACGAGAUCCGCGUUGUCUUGCGUUCACGCGCACAUAUCGAGGGUUUAGUUGUCUCGGAUGCAGCGCUGGAUGCACUCACAAAGAAGGGUACACAGACAUCACUACGCCAUGCAAUCCAACUACUGACACCUGCGUCUAUCCUGAGCAAGAUUGGCGGCCGUGCAGAGAUCGGCACGGAGGAUGUUGGCGAAUGUGAGGGUCUGUUCUUGACGGCUAGGGAGAGUGCGCAAGUCGCCCAAGGGUCAAGUGGGUUCAUUGUAUAGCCUUGCUCUGUUGUACAUAAAGCCUUCUAUCUCAACUAGCUACGCCGG